Molecule: messenger RNA, 2124 nt
Organism: Amphibalanus amphitrite
Lineage: Eukaryota; Metazoa; Arthropoda; Thecostraca; Balanomorpha; Balanidae
Exons: 2
Coding region: 8-1462 (484 amino acids)
Source: RefSeq, a predicted model, not a curated record
GUACACGAUGUUCGACACUGUGCACCUAUACAAAAACUUCUUUUUCAACCUCCUGAACAAGAAAACUCUCAUCUGCCAGCUCCCAACUACCGAGACAGUGGUGAAAGCCGAGUACAACCACCUGCAGCAACUGUACAGGAUGGAAAUGGGACAGGACAUCAAAAUGGCCUAUCGACUGACAGACAGGGUAAUUCACCCCACAACUGUCGAGCGUGUCAACGUUCAGCUGGCCGUGGCAGCCACUCAUGAAACUACCGUGGCAGCCCUCAGGUUUUAUGGCCAGAAGGAGGAACACUGCAACUUCAGACAGACGGCUGAUUUCUUGGAGAUGCUGAAGAAGUGGUUCAGCAUCGUAAAUGUAAAAACUCCUUACACACAUGUGCGUCUGCGCGACUCCAUCAGAGCCCCACCAAGCAGGGAAGAGAAGUGUGGUCUGAAAUAUCUCGCCGACUUUGGAAAGAUGCUCGAAGCCUGGCAAAACAGGACCGGAGCGGGCAAGAUGUCAGCUGACACGACACAGGCCGCCAUCUACACGUGCAGAGGCUUGAUCGGCGUGACCCAAUACCUACUGGAAAAGCACGGCGACCUAGUGCAUUAUGUUCUGCUGGGCAAAAUCCAGUCUGACCGAAUCGAGAGCCGGUUCGGUUAUCUGAGGAAGCUGGCUGGAGGAAAUUUCUGGGCGAGCGUGAGGCAGUUUCUCGAAGGUGAGGCGGUCAUUCGUGUGAAGAGUCUCGUCUGGCUCUCUGGCUACAGUCUGGGCACAGUAUCUGCCCAGAUGGAGGAGGCCCGCAAACAACGGCAACGAGAUGACUCCGAGGUGGUUAAGACGCUCGUAGACAUCACCUCCUCUGCAGAACAUGAGGCCUUAUCAGAAGGAGCAGAACAAGCGCUCAUGCAUGUGGCUGGCUACCUCGCUCGUUCUGCCCUGAAAAGGAGGCCAUGUCACGCCUGUCACGCGCUUCUGGUGAACGAGAGCCCUCGCCAGCUGGAAGAAGUGCGUCUGGACGCUGACCUCGAGCAUCACGGGGACGGUGCGGCUGGCCUGGCUGAAGCCAUCAAAACAUUUACCGACCUCCUGAAUCGGGGCAAGCUUCUCUAUCCCUCGGAGCUGGCUGUUGAGCUGUCUAUGAACAUCUGCCAUGUGUACAGGUGGCUCAUGCAGGACGACGCUUCGCGGUCUGCUCUGCUCGGUUGCUCCGAGCCACGCUCCUGCUUCGAGAAAGUGAUGACCACUAUCGGCGAGCAAGACAGUAGCCUUGCAGGCCUUAAGUGCGAGAGCGGCCAUGACUUCCUGUUAGUCUACGGAAGGAUGGCCAGCGCUCUAUUCAACGUCUUUACGUCAAACUAUGCUACGGAAAUGAAUAGUGCUAUUCAUUCAAGCAAGGGCAGAAUGACGUCUCAGAUGACGACACGUGAACAAAGUCGAGACAAGAUCAGAAAGCUGAACAGCGGAAAGAAAUAAGGGAGACGCUAGGGUGACCGCGGCAUCGGAUCUGAUCUGCAGUGACUUACCGUCCCAAGUAACGUCCCAACAUAGUAAGAUUUAUACAGAUGUAUCUAUUGUACAUUCGCUUGUAUCCUUGAAUAUUCGCGUGGCGGCUUAAUAAUUGUGCAGAUUAUACGUAAUGUGUUUCGAUAUGUCAAUAGUCUCAUUGUACUAUGCCACCAUGUUUUGUGGAGUGGUGCACCAUUAUGCGUUGUUGUCUAUUUUAUGUCUUGAGAUCGUGGACGCUCAGCUGUCUCGUUGAUUUUCAGCUGAUGUAUCGCCGCGUGUUCGUCUCGCUGACGUUCAGCUGCCUUGGCGGCGCUCGUUUGCCUUGUUCGUGCCAGAUGUUUUGUUCUAAAUGCCUAAUUUUGAGUUCGGAGUGUAAAGUCACUGUCUCGGUCAUGAGGAUGAAACACUUGUUAUUGUGUAUGUCCGUGUUUGCACCAGCUCUAGAAAUUAAUGCAAACAUUGCUCAAUUUCUUUGUUUCUUUGUGUGCUGCUGAAGGCUUCAAAUGUAUAAACCUUAAAAGCUACGCCUUGAUUUCCUAUUCUUAGCAAUCAAGUAGGUACUCAGCCUGCACAACACUAUUGUGAAAGAAGAAAACGAAGAUAUUACAAAAUCUGAAAAGCACACACAA